Messenger RNA from Arabis nemorensis, 678 nucleotides. NCBI's taxonomy places the organism in Eukaryota, Viridiplantae, Streptophyta, Magnoliopsida, Brassicales, Brassicaceae. The record is from the annotation of a GenBank genome assembly.
AUGAAACUCAACGUGGUCCAUUUGUGUAGCUCCGUGAAUGCCAAAACCAUUGACUUAGCUCUCUUGAAAGCCACGGCUCAUACCUCACACAAACCACCGUCAGACAAAUACGUCACUUUCCUCCAAUCAACGGUUGACACGUGUUAUGGUCCUGAUACCGUCGUCACGAUCGUGCAGAGGCUGCGUUUGACGACCGACGUGUGUGUCGCUGCUAAAUGUCUCAUCCUUCUCCAUAAGAUGAUUAAAUCAGAAUAUGAGUAUAAAGGAGAAGAUAGUUUUCGUGACGAUAAUGGUCAUCGUAAUUUGAUUUAUGAUCAAGGAGGGAGUAAUCUUAAAUUGAAUGAUCUUAAUGUAAAUUCUCGUUUUACUAGAGAGUUGUCUCCAUGGGUUCAAUGUGGUCGUCCAGAAAUCCCGAAAUCGAAACUGAACAAAAUUGUUGUUGAGAUGAAAGAACUAAUGAUACAAGAUUGCUUCUCGGUCAUGAGAUUGAUCAAGAUAAGGUUCGAAGAAAUUAAUGCAAGAAUGGCUAAAUCGAACGAGUUGAUUCCGGUUUUGGCGAGGCUUGAAAAGUGUAAGGAGGGCUUUAGCGAGUUUUCUUGGCGAAGCAAAUAUUUGGUCGAAGGUUUUUGGUCUUUGGUAUCGAAAUUAACUAAUGGGCAACGUCAGAUGUUAAAAUAA